This is a messenger RNA of Rhipicephalus sanguineus (brown dog tick), 6181 nucleotides long. It is a transcript of the gene Lac, whose product is annotated as lachesin. NCBI's taxonomy places the organism in Eukaryota, Metazoa, Arthropoda, Arachnida, Ixodida, Ixodidae. The coding region runs from base 197 to 1276 and encodes 359 amino acids. Gene Ontology annotation, cellular component: neuron projection. The record is from RefSeq and is a predicted model, not a curated record. The transcript is spliced from 6 exons.
GGAAAGCAGGCUUCGCCAGUGAGUCGGCUUCCAACACAACGACGACGCGCCGCCACCCCUCGACUUGCGCACGAGCACAGCCGCAUCAACGGCCGUUUUGCUGCUUCUGCCAGUGCUUCAGCGCGCGUACAAUCUGCCGUCGAACCUCGCUCGCACUGUGGGACGUGAAAACGAACGGAACUGAACUUGGUGUGCCAUGGCUCAAGUCAUCGUCUUCCUCGCUGCGCUAGUGUCUUUAGGUUCCUGUCAACAAAGCCCUGUGAUAUCAUACAUCAGCAAAGAAAUGGUGGUUGGCAUAGGAGACACAGUUGACCUGCAGUGUUCCGUGCAGUACGCCGAGGCAUACCCUAUAAUCUGGGUAAAGAUCAAUGAACGUGAUCCCAGCAACAAUCUGUUUAUAUCAUCUGGGAGCAAGGCCAUCGUUCCAGAUCAGAGGUUCUCCAUUCGGCAUGACGAAGGUAGCAACACAUACACAUUGCAGAUCACCAAGCUACAGGAAACAGACUCUGGCCUCUACCAGUGUCAGAUUAUCCUGGGACCCACGAGCAAGCUCAGCUCAAAUGUCUACGUCCAUGUCAGAGUGCCUCCAAUUAUCUCGGACAACAGCACAAGGUCUGUGAUAGCUAGCACAGGCCAGAACAUCACCCUGGAGUGCUAUGCCACGGGUCACCCGACGCCGCACAUAUCCUGGCGUCGGGAGAACAAUGACCUGCUGCCCACAGGUGGUGCUGUCUAUCGGGGAAACAUCCUCAGCAUUUUCAGUGUCAGCAAGAACGACCGCGGAACAUACUACUGCAUCGCUGACAAUGGUGUUGGCAAUGGGGCUCGAAGGAACAUUGGUGUUGAAGUGGAAUUUGCACCGGUUGUCUCAGUGGACCGCCCUCGCUACGGCCAGGCACUUCAAAAUCCCAUGGACCUGUUGUGUCACAUCGAAGCCUUUCCGUCACCGUCCAUUGUGUGGCUCAAGGAUGGUUACCAGCUCAACGACAAUCAGUACUACCAGAUCUCUAUCUUCUCAACGGCCGAUGAGUUCACCGACUCCACUCUGCGUAUCAUUGCCAUUGAGAAGAAGCAGUACGGAAACUACACAUGCAAGGCACUUAACAAGUUGGGCUCUGAUGAAAAGAUCAUUGAGUUAUACGAAACCGUGAACGUGAUCUGCCCUCCAGCGUGCGACAAAUCGUACCAGUCCGGUUCCUCCCAUCUGCAGAGCUCUUUCGCUUGCUUCUUGGUGAUGCUUUCAAUGAUACUUGCCAUUACCAUGAAGAAUCAUUGAGCCCCACGACCUUAUAAUGCUACUUUUGUGAAGAAAAAAAUGAGCCAGGUUAUGAACAAGAACGUGUAGUAUUCUUAAAAGUCCACGCAAGACCUUCUUCAAAUGAUGCCCAGAAAGGAAAAGCAAGAAUAGAACACUUUUUUAUUUGAAGUAUAAGUGUACAGAAAAGUUUUGAAGAAGUUACUGCCCAGUUACUGUUAUGCUGACCCAGAUGUAUAACAGGAACAUCGCUCAUUAUUUUUCUACGUUUUUACCUACUUAACUCGGAUGUAAGCCUGUUACGUGCCUUGUGACCACAGAUGUUGCCUGUGGCUAAUCAAUGUUUCCAAGAAGCAGGAACACUCUUGGCUACUGGGUAGAGGCAUAGCGUGCUAAGCACUCAACCAAAUGGUUAAGAAUUGUGUGCCAUAAACAGUUGAUUAGCCGAUAAUGAAUUUUCAAAAAUUUUCAGAAAUUUGCCAAGUAUUUCUCCCCACUUGCCCCAUUCGCUGGACUAUUAAUGUUCAUGGUCUAAAUGAUGGUGAAUUGUUGGCUGCAUAUUCUCAAGCUUGUCUCUUGGGCAUGUUUUCAUUAUGAAAUAAUGCUUAUGUUUUCCAUGUCGUAUGAUGCCAGCCAACUGCACUUGUACACCGCCAUUGAAUAGGCAACCACCACUCAUAGCAGAAUAGCUAGUUCAAAAAAAUCAAAAUAAUACACAAAGACUCACUUAAGGAUUCAACACUGAAAGCAUGUCAUGGAGUACUUUUGGAAGUGAGCUUAGAGAUCAUUAUCGCAAAGAAACAGUGCUUAAAUUAUCAUAGUUUAUCUCUCAUGUUUCUUACUUUCCAAAUGGCCUAAUGGAAGGCGUUCGUGUAAGUGUUUACAAACUUACAAAAUUAUGAUUAAUGAAAAAUAUGUCAAUAUAAAAUGAUGUUCAAUCAUUUUGUAUAAUGCAGCUUUCUCAGGAAAAAGUAAAUGAUCGCAACGUGCUUUUGCACAAUGAACAUUUUUUUAAUUGCUUGAAUAGCUGUGAUACAAAGCAUUCCACGUUUUCUGAUUUACCAUUGCGAAACUUUCAACACUGCCCUUCUUGGAAAUACCCAGUGUGAAACAAGAAACUGAUGUAUAACUGAUAACCUGUGUCAAAUUAUCUGCUUUCUAGUACUUCAGCAUUAAAACAAGAGAUAGCUGAGCUAGUUGGUAAGUAUUAAUGUUAGAGAGACAGAGCGUGCGAGCAAGGACACAAGAGAGAAGUCAAGACACGACAAACGCCGCGGUGUCUAGACUUCUCUCUUGUGUCCGUGUUUGCAUGCCCUGUCUCUUUAACAUGAAUACUUCAUCAUGUUUUGUGGAGUGUCAUUUAGUAGGAGAAACUGUCUUCAGAAUGCUUCACUUUAUACUGGAGUGUGAAAUCGGCAUCAGUGUAUCAAGAAAAAAAUGUCUGGGAAAAUAAUUGAUCAGUGCAACUUAUCCACUUCAUUUGCCUUUUGGGCUAAAACGCUGCAGCUGUAUUAUAAAAUUGUGAACUAGCAUUAUUUACAGAGACCUUUCAACUUUGUAAAUGUCUGUUUCAAAUAACCUUGAUAUUGUAACUGAACGUGCACCUCGUUCAUCCAUCAAGGAAUUUAAUGUUUACUUAUUCUGUACCAUACCAGUCCUCCCUGCCAGCAAUUGUAUCUGUUCAGUGACAAUUUCUCUUAGAGCAGCCAUAUGUAUAGUUUCUUAUCUUUUCUGUGAGCAUGCUUGCAAAAUGUGUGCAUGAUAUUUUCUGAAAUCUUUGAUGUACAUAAGAUGUUGUCUUUUGUUUCUGUUUUCACAUUACUAAUCAGGUGAAAUAGCUUUGUAGGUGAGAUUAAAGCAUUAAAAUUCUGCAUACAUUUUUUGUCUAUGAACGUUCUGUGUAGAUCGAAAAAGCUCCGACGCUGUGUGUUUUUAUUCCAAUAGGUCAGAUGGAACAUACAAAAGAACGUUCACAAGCACUCAUAUACAAACACACACACACCAAAAGUCUGGUUCUGUCUUUAUCACCACUGGUCUUUCCCAUUAGAUUUUUAUUACUUCUGUAAAACGUGUAGGGGUGGGCAAACAGCAGUUAUGUAAACCUAGCUAAUUAAAUAUAGAUUGGAUAGUAACAAAGUGAAUCAAAUCAGAUGGAAUAUUGUUUAUAUUUAAAAGUUUCCAAAAAGUCCAUGUUGUUUUCUCUAGUAAUAUCAACAACGAUUAUACCCUAAUAUUGUCUAGUUUUUCUAGUUUUUGUCUGUUGUUUAUUACAAGUCUAAAUGGAGCAUUCUGAACAAAUAGGCAGUUUGUUUUUGAAAAUUCUAGUGGUUCAUGACUGGAAGAAAAAUGCUGGCACUUGGAACGACGGCUAACAUGUUCUGUGACGCAAGUUCGCAUGCUUUAAACCUAUCGCUAUGUUUACCAGGAUGAAAUUUCUCCAAACGCGUGCCCCACUUUUACGUUUGAAUGUGUUGGCUAGAAGGUUUGAACAUGAGAAAUAUAUUUGCAUUGCCAGUACCGACUCUUAAGGGCCUAUAAAAUAGGAGAUAUUAUUCUGCAAUUUCUAUAUAUCUUUAAUUUCCUACAUAAAAAGGUGUAAUUUUGAAGAAGGGUGAGCAUGAAGCGAUGAACUUGUAUUGAUAAAACACGUUGUGUUUUGCAGAGACUGUUGGCUGCCCUGAAUGCUUGUGCAGCCAGCACAGAUUUGUAUGACAUCUAAAACUGAGCGAAAUGGGACAUAGAAGCCUGGUAGAUGGAAUGGGUUAGCCAGAGAUAUUCAAUCCAAAAGCUCUUUUAUAAGCAUAUCUUUAGUUGCUGUAUGGACGCGAACUUCCUGCGUAUACGUUUUUUACUACCAGAUAUUGGUCACCAGUGCCAGUACACAUUGGAAUAUUAUAUUUUGUGGACAUGAAUAUUGCAGAAGAUGGAACAUUGUUUGAAAUUUACCAUGUUCUGCUGAUGGUGGCUAAACAUUGAAGAGUUGCAGCAACUGCUUUAUGUUUCCAUGCUGCAUCUUUAUGCAAAUCUUUCUUCUUGACUUGUUAUAAAGCUUAUCAUUGCAAGAGAUGGCAAGCUGAUUAGUUUCAAGCGUGAGAUAUUAAAGGGACACUAAAGAGCAAAACGAUUUUUCUCGCAUUAGUAAAGUAGUCUUCCACGAUACCAAAAACACCACGCUUUCUGCGCGAAGACGCUUAAUAAGCGAGAAAACGCUCAAAAAGAAAAUACAGGUGGCGACGCCACCUGGGAAUUCCCGCACUAUUUGCCGUGACGUCGCAUAUUUUUGACGGCGCCUGCUUGGGCCUACGUAGUUCCUAAUCGGUUAAAUCGAAGUACACUGUCCUCUGAGGGGGCCAGAGACUUGACAUAACGAGUUUUUGUAAAUUUCGUCGAGUCAGUGGCGCCAAAAUACGUUGAAGUCAUUUACGUCACGAAUUACAAAGUUCGGCGCGAAAUUUAAAAAUUAAACUUUAAACUUGGUUUUCUCCUCUAAUAAUAAAACUAUGGUGGUGAAAUAAACUACACAAGAGUUCGCUGAGCACACUUCAUCAAUCUAAACUAAUUCAUUGUUUCUCUUUAGUGUUCCUUUAAAUCUCACAGAACAGGAUGCACAGGUUGUGUAUAUAUAUUCUAGAGCGUCUCGAGAAUCAUUACUAAUCUGGUUUUUUUUCGUUCUUGAAAUAUAGAAAUUGGUACGCAUCAUCUCUCCAUACUUUGCUAAUAGCAGUGACAAUUAACAGACAUUCUUACUUGUAUUGCUUACAAAGAAGAAAUUUCUGAAAGUGCAUGUUUUUAUUUAUGCCGAAAAUUUGUACUGUUCGCAUGAGUCACCAUGGCUCCAAGUUACCCAGUCGUCUUUAUUUGAUUUUCUAGAUAUGUAUAACCUUGAGAAUCUCAUUUUCGCAUGCUGUAUAUACACAUCAGCGUGGUACCAGAGGUGCCAUAUUUCAUUCAUGUAUACAUUACAAUGUGUAGCAAUGGUGAAAUUGUUCGCUGUGUAGAGGAGUCUGCCAUAUGGGUUUUACAUGUGAAGCAAAGCACACUAGAAUGGAAGACCAUUGACAACACAAUCUUUAGUCGAUUCGUUUGAACAUCUCCAAAAUUAAAGUGAGAUACUUGUGCUUCAGUUUACCUGAAAGCUUAUCCUGAUAAAAGAUGGCAUUUCCUUAUAACACCACCAGAGCCAUCUACUUUAACCAGUAGAAAUGGAAAAUUGGGGCCAAGGAGACACUGCCUUCACAGCGCCAGGUUCUCCAAUUUCAUGGCACUAGCCUGUCAUCCCGCAUAUUGUGUUUCAUGGAGCGUAUAAGAUAUACUUGUGAAAAGGGUGGUAAUUUGCAAGUAUACCGCAGGACUUGGUGAGUUUGGGGACAAGGAACACUCAGCACGAAAUUCUUUUGUUUGGUGAAGUAUUACAUAGUGGGUAUUUGGACUGUAUGGCAGCUAUGUAUUUCGAAUGUUCAGUAAAAGAGGUAGGGGAUGGAAAGGCAGAGUAGUUUACUAGACUUCGUUCAGUUUUAUGCCCUACUUGUGAGAAGGCGUUGUGGAAGAGCGUAGACACAGUUGCACAGUGUCGUUGAGGCUCCUAAGAUCUUGAGGAGGAGGGAGUUUGCAGAAGGAUGUGCCCUCCUCUGAUAAUCGACUGCGUGCUCACAGGUGCGUUCAGUUCGGUGUGUAACUUGCCUCCUUUACCCAAUAUUAUAACAACAUUACAGUCUUCUUAUGUGUUGUGAAACUUCAUUGUGAGAGCCCAAGGCUGCUCUCCUCAAGCACUGCAGAUAAACUGGUCAGUGAUCAACUGCUUGUACUUUCUGACAACAAGCUGUGCAACGCAUAUAUUUUUGUACUGUCUGAACUGAUGUCCAAGACGACCGCAGUGCGGUUUUGACAUGAGUGUGUGACAUUUUGUUUCACUUCGAAUAAAGCGUU